ACCAUAGACUGUAAAAAUAGCGUUGAACAUAAUCAAGAAUAAAACAUAUCGCCGUCAUCGAGCUACAACUCUCAAGAAAGCAACACACUGGUCCAAAAGUUCAUCUCAGGCCUGUCUGCAACAAGCUAACGUUAACUCUUUAACAGACCAUGGCAGGUGGAGAAUCACUGCUGGACAGUCAUGAGGAGUUGGAUGACUUCUCAGAUUCUGGAAGUGACUAUGAGGCCACCAUGAAAUCAACGAAGAGGAAAAAACUAGUCGUGCCUGGAUUUAAGCCACCCAAGAGACCCAGGCGUAAAGCUGCAUUGAAGGUGUCAUCCGGCCCCUCUCCUUCAGCCCCCUCCCUCCAACAGCAGCAGUCCCGAGGGACAUCCAGGCAGGCCUCUCAUAGACCUGUGGAGAGAGCAAACGAAGUGAACCAGGGCAUCAGUGCAAAUGAUCUCUAUACUGCUGUCAGCUCUGGAAAAGCUGCCAUGGUGACGCUGGUAGACGAGUGGCUGGACAGCUACAAGCAAAGUCGAGAGGCGGGGCUUCUGGUGCUCAUCAACUUCAUUGUCCAGUCUUGUGGAUGCAAAGGUGUGGUGAGCAGAGAGAUGUUUGACGGGAUGCAGAACGCUGAGAUCAUCGGCACACUAACCAAAGAAUUCAAUGAGGAUUCAGUGAACUAUCCUCUCUGCACCCCGGGCCCUCAGAUGAGGCGUUUCAAAGCCGGCCUGUGUGAGUUCGCUCAUGUUUUGGUGCGUUCCUGUCGAAAUAGCAUCAUCUAUGGGUACCUCUUCCCGUCCCUGUUGGCCUUGCUCACCGGCCUGUCUGCACAGGUCAGGGCCUUCAGACACACCAGCACCCUGCUUGCCAUGAAGUUGAUGACCGGGCUGGUGGAAGUGGCCGUGAUAGUGUCCAUUCAGCUGCAGACCACACAGCGGCGAUACGACUUGGAGAGCAGCAAGAGGGCACAUGACAGAGCUUCUGGCAGACUGGAGGAGCUAGAGGCCUCCAUCAGAGAGCUGCUGGAGAACCAAGGGGAAGUCUCCUCCAUGAUGAAUGCCACAUUUCGCGGUGUGUUUGUCCAUCGAUAUCGGGACCUGCUGGCUGACAUCCGGGCAACUUGUAUCGAGGAGUUGGGCGUUUGGCUGAAAGCUGACCCUGAAGACUUCCUCAAUGAUGGGUAUCUUAAAUACCUGGGAUGGACCCUGCAUGACAAGCAAAGUCCAGUGCGUCUGCAGUGUGUGCGAGCCCUGCAGGGUCUGUACCAAGAGAAGGAAUUCAUUGGCCGCCUGGAGCUUUUCACCAGCAGAUUUAAAGCGAGGAUGCUCAGCAUGGUGUUGGACAAGGACUCAGAAGUGGCGUUGGAAGUGGUCGAUCUGUUGCUGAUGAUCCAACAGAGAGCAGAAGGGGGCCUGAUGGAAGAGGAGUGCAGCCACAUCUAUCCUCUGGUUUUUGCUUCACACAGAGGCCUAGCGAAUGCAGCGGGUUUCUUUCUCUACAGCAAACUGAGAAGUGUAAUGUUGAGUGACCAGGACGAAGAUGAAAGUGACCAUGUAGCCUUCAUUCAAACCCUAAUCUCCUUCUACAUCCAAAGUGAGUUUCACGAGCAUGGUGCUUACCUGGUGGACAGUCUGUGGUCUGUGGCUGGAACUGAGCUCAGAGACUGGGAGACUAUGACAACACUGCUGCUUCACGGGACUGGUCUGAUGUACGAGGAGGAAGGCGCUCUCAUCGACCUGAUGAUGUGUGCGAUCCGACAGGCGGCACAGGCAACCCCACCUGUUGGGAGAACUCAGGGCAAAAAGAUCAUGAGUAUGAAGGACAAGAAGAUUCAGGAGCAGGACAGGAGGCGAAUCACCACACACUUCAUCCCCUUACUGCCACAGCUGCUGUCCAAGUACUCAGCAGACGAGUCGAUGGUGAGCCUCCUUCUCAAAGCUCCUCUCUACUUUGACCUUGAGAUGUACAGCCACUCCCCCAUGCAGGAGAAGCAUCUGGGCCUGCUGCUGUCUCAGAUAUGCAGUAUUGUGAAAAAGCACACAGAGGCCACUGUGUUGGAGGCUUGCGCACACCUGGCCAGCGCCCUCUGCUCUGACAGCUUCACUUUCUCCACCCGUGCACACCUGACAUUCAGCCAGAUGCUGGACAACCUCAUGGAGUGUUUCAGCACCUACUUAAGUGACCGCUGCAGGUAGGAGAGCAAGUAGUCCAUCCUUUAUGGUACUGCAGAUGAUGACGUCUACAACGGAACCAUGGCCUUGAAAAGGAUUGCAGCCUUCAGCAGUGCCAAGGACUUGACAAACUUGAAGCUGUUCGACUCCUGUGUGGAGCUCCUGAAGAGCAGGAUGGAGUCAGGAGAGCUCGAAAAGGAGCUCAUGGUGUCGGCUCUGAAGUGUGCAGCCUUUUACCUGAUGUGGGCUAAAGUGAAGGCAGUGAACUCCACACCACCUAAGGAUGAAUUAAAGGGUCUGCAGAAGGAGAUGCGUUCAUUCUGCAGAGUCAGCCAGGCCUGUCUGUCUCUGAACCAGGCUGAGAUAAGAGACCAGGCCUUUGAGCUGCUCUGUGACGUGCUGCUCUUGUACAGCAAGACUUCAGCUCAGUCUGAACCUCAUCUCCAAUCUCUGGUCCACCUGCCGUCUGACUCCCUGCGUUCUGAGAUGGCUGCUUUCCUCCUCGACUUCAUCUUCUGUGACGCUGAAGAUGCUGAGCUUGAUGUUGAAAGUGAGGAGGAGGUGAGGUUAACGCUUCUCCAGAGGAAGCGCAACCAGCUGGCCGGCUACUGUAAGCUGGUCAUCUACGGCGUGCUGGACCUCACCGCCGCCACUGAUGUCUUCAAGCACUACAGCAAGUACUUUAAAGACUUUGGAGACAUUAUCAAAGAGACUCUGAGCAAGAGCAAGCUCAUCUGUCCUGUCCAGAGCGCCAAGACCGUUUGCCUGAGUCUGCAGCAACUGUUCUCAGAGAUGCUGACGGAGGACCACAGCAGGCGGGAUCUUGCUGGGAUCAGAGAAGUGGCAAGGAAGCUUGCCAUGAGCUUUGGCAUCGAUCUCCCCCGUGUCCGCAAACCACUGGUGGCCCUGCACAUGGAUGGUAUACAUUUUGCAUUCCGGGCACCACAGGAAGGAGAAGAGCUGCAUCCGAACGUCACCUUCUUGGAGAUCCUCAGCGAGUUUAGUUUCAAGCUGCUGCAGCAGGACCGCGUUAUACUGGCUGCUUUUCUGAAAUCUAAGUGUCCUGCUGCUGCCCUCUCCUGGCCGUCGACGAGAAUGUAUCAGCGCUCCUUGGAGGUCCGCUCUACCUCUAGAGCCCCGGAGCAAGGGGAGGGAGGGGACGCUGUACCCUCAGAUGACACCCCUGCUAGUAAACGAAGUAGAAUCAUGGCUCAGGGUUCAGCGUCUAGCACAGUCAGAGAAUCCUGGUUGGAAAGCAGCAGCAUCCACAGCAGCCUGCCCACCCCCGCUCUCACCUCCACCGCGCACAGACAACCAGCCAAGCGGACGACCUCCAGGAAGCCCAGAGCAGAAGAGCCAAACAUCGGCAGCGGUUUAAUUGAGCCAGAGUCAGAGGAUGAGUUCGCCUCGGGGUCAAACCUGCGAAAGGUGAAGUCUACAAAACGCCGACAGCUCUCCUCCUGCCAGACCAGCUCCGUUAUGGAUGAGCAAGACCUGAACUCCCACCUCACCCUGCUCUCUCUGAUUGAGGAUGAAGAUGAAGGAAGAGCAGAGAUUGAAGAUGAGGAAAGAGCAGAGAUUGAGGAUUAUGAAAGUGACUCAAACCAUGAUUCUGAAUAUGCACUGCCCUCCACUCGUCACUCAACCAGUGUCCUCGAAGAGCUGUUUGACUGAGGACACCGGAGACCAGGACCACCAAGGGGACAACAGUUCUUUUGAUCAAUACGUCUCACCACCACCACCACUGUGUUUUCAGUGUGUCUAGCAUUUCUUGGUGUAUGCAGUAGUCUGUUCUUUGAAAUAUCCACUUACUGAGUUUGACUGUUAGAUCUGUGUCGGUCCUUAGUUUUGUUCAGGGAGGAGAAGAGACAUGCGAUAUUAAAUGUUUGUGGAUAAAAGCUGUUGUAUGUCAAUCCAAAGAUUGUUCAUGUUUUGACAUAAAAUUCUCCAGAUAAACAAAGAAUUGUGAUUAGUGGGGAGCAAAGAAAAAACUGUUGCACUGUUAUUAAUUGAAAUCUCGUAUUUUUUUCUGUGGAAAAUUGAUUUUGUGUUUAUUAAAGUAUUCUUAAUUUGAUUUAUAAAAUUGUUAUAUCAACAUGAAAACUCAAA
Messenger RNA from Notolabrus celidotus (New Zealand spotty), 4265 nucleotides. RefSeq names its product cohesin subunit SA-1 (gene stag3). Gene Ontology annotation, biological process: sister chromatid cohesion. Lineage: Eukaryota; Metazoa; Chordata; Actinopteri; Labriformes; Labridae. Gene Ontology annotation, molecular function: chromatin binding. Gene Ontology annotation, cellular component: cohesin complex; chromatin; nucleus. The record is from RefSeq and is a predicted model, not a curated record.